UUAAUAAUUUUGUCUUAUGGGUCCCACAAAUGCAAAAUACCAAAAAGUCAAAAUUACCCUCAUACAAACAAAGUUAAACCAUUUCAAUCUUCACUUACUUCAUUUUAAGUUGAAAAAAUCUAGUAAAUCAUCUUCAUUUUUAAUUUAUUUUUUCUUACACAUUUAAAGUUGAAAAACCCUAAAUUCACCCAUCUUAUUCUUCCCCCUUUUUUUUUUCUCCAACUCAAAAAAACCAAACUCAAAAGAAGCCCAUUACCUAACCAAAAAAACCUUCCCAAAAAAAGAAAAAAAAAAUUUACCCACAAAAAAAAAAAAAAACCCACUUUUUUCACAAAAAACUCAACUUUUUAUUUAUUUAUAAAACAAUUAAAUAAAAACAGUUUCCCUUCCCCUUUUUCUGGGCUGUAAAUUCAGAUGUUGGGAAAUUCAGAAAUGCAAGAAAUUUCAUUGGAGAGGCGGGAAAAUGAAGUGGGUAAGUUAGAGAAAGUGAAAGAAUGCAUUGAGGAGAGAGAAAAUGAGAAAGUGAAGGAAAAUAAUGGUGUUUUAAUUGCAGUUGCUGAAGUUGAGAGUAAUUCCGCAGCAAAUAGAUGGCCACAGCAAGAAACUAUGGCUUUACUUAGGAUAAGGUCAGAGAUGGAUGUUGCAUUUCGUGAUUCUGGGUCUAAAGCUCCUCUUUGGGAUGAAGUUUCUAGGAGGAUGACUGAGCUUGGAUAUCAGAGAAGUGCCAAAAAAUGUAAGGAGAAAUUUGAGAACAUAUACAAGUACCACAGGAGACUUAAAAAUGGCUCAUAUGGUCAGACAAAUAAAAAGACAUAUCGGUUUUUUGAUCAGCUAGAAGCUCUAAGUCACCAUCAGAUCUCUUUCCAAACUUCUUCUUCUGAGCCGACAGAUACUUUUAUGAAUGACAAGCCAUUUGUUGUGUCUCCCAUCUCAAGCCACCCCCAAUGUGUACCUCAAAUGGCCAUGCCCACUUCAGUAAACUUCGAUUCUUUCACCAUUUCAACAUCCACGGCUUCCACUUCAGGAAGUGAAUCUGAGGGUGCUCGGACAAAAAAGAGAAAAUGGGCAGAUUUCUUUGAUACACUAAUGAAAUCUGUGCUUCAGAAACAAGAGGCCUUGCAGAAUAAUUUCCUGGAAGCAAUAGAUAAAUGUGAGCGUGAUAGGCAAGCGAGGGAAGAGGCCUGGAAAAUGCAAGAAAUGGUUAGAAUCAAGAGGGAACAGGAGCUCUUGACUCAAGAGAGGUCAAUAUCAGCAGCAAAGGAUGCAGCCAUACUUGCGUUCUUGCAGAAGAUUUCUGAGCAAGGAAAGUGUCCUGGAAUUUCUGGGCCAAUGCUAGAAAAUGUGAGUCAAGAGAUGAGCAUCAUAUGUCAAAAAGAAAAAGAUAAUGGUGAAAAUUCCUCUUCACGGUGGCCAAAGGAAGAAGUUGAAGCGUUGGUAAAGAUUAAAACUAAUAUGGAGUUGGAAUUCCAAAGAGUCGGACCAAAGGGACCUAUGUGGGAAGAAGUUUCGUUUGCAAUGAAAAACUCUGGCUAUGAUCGGAAUGCUAAAAGGUGCAAGGAGAAAUGGGAGAACAUAAACAAGUAUUAUAGGAGAGUGAAAGACAGCAACAAGCAAAGGCAUGUUGAUUCUAAAACUUGUCCGUACUUUCACCUCCUUGAUCAACUGCAUAAUCUGAAGACUAAGAAGCUGGAUAAUAACAAAUCAGAAAAUUCUGCUAAUAACUUAAGACCAGAAGAGCUCCUGCUACACAUGAUGAAUAAUCAUCCAAGGCAGCAGCAGCAGCAGGAACAGGUAGUUUUACACCGAGAACAAGGUGAAUCGAUUAUGCUAAAUGGCAAGUCUAAUCAUAAUGAACAGACUGGUAAUGAAGACACAGAAGAUCAUUAUCCAGUUCAUAAUUCUUUGCCUGUGAAUGCUGUCGAAUAAAGACAUCUGGUUGGAUUUGUGUAAUUGAAAAUCCAAGGAAGCAUGUGGUUGUGUAUAAGAAUCACUUAGUACUGUUGUGUUUGUACAAGAAAGUGUGACGUCUUCGUUGGUGAUCGUCAUUUGGCGAGUAUAUAGAUGUAAUAGAGUAUAGACUAUAGAGUCCAGGAAAGCAAUGUAUAAUCUUUGUGUAGCAAACUAUACUUUUUACCUCAGCUGUACUAGUUUUGGGCAGUCUUAGUCUUUUUUUUUUUUUUGUAGGAAAGUCUUAAGAGUCUAAAUUUGGUGAUUAUUGUAGUGUCUUGUUUGUUUGGAGCAAUAAAAAGUGUGAAAAAAAGGUCCUUUCUCGUUCA
Messenger RNA from Beta vulgaris subsp. vulgaris (sugar beet), 2276 nucleotides. Its product is annotated as trihelix transcription factor DF1. The transcript has 2 exons. The coding region runs from base 415 to 1926 and encodes 503 amino acids. Lineage: Eukaryota; Viridiplantae; Streptophyta; Magnoliopsida; Caryophyllales; Amaranthaceae. The record is from RefSeq and is a predicted model, not a curated record.